Messenger RNA from Paraglomus occultum, 234 nucleotides. The record is from the annotation of a GenBank genome assembly. Lineage: Eukaryota; Fungi; Glomeromycota; Glomeromycetes; Paraglomerales; Paraglomeraceae.
AUGACAGAAUUGACCAAGAAAGAACUCUCUACACUUGAUUCCAAUGUAAUAACUUACAAAUCUGUUGGCAAAGCGUUCUUUCGCGCAGACUUGCCGUUGCUGAUGAAUGAUAUGGAUAAACAAGUAGAAAAGGUUACAUCAGAGAUUGAAGUAUUAGAUAAAAAGAAAAAGUACCUAGAGAGGCACAUUAAUGAGGCACAAACAGGAUUAAAAGAAGUCCUUGGACGACAGUAA